Messenger RNA from Sinocyclocheilus grahami, 291 nucleotides. Its product is annotated as netrin receptor DCC-like. Gene Ontology annotation, biological process: cell-cell adhesion. The transcript has 2 exons. The record is from RefSeq and is a predicted model, not a curated record. NCBI's taxonomy places the organism in Eukaryota, Metazoa, Chordata, Actinopteri, Cypriniformes, Cyprinidae. Gene Ontology annotation, molecular function: protein binding. The annotation marks the transcript as partial.
AGCAUUAAGGUGAGCUGGCAGCCGCCGCCUGCAAACACGCAGAACGGAUUCAUCACCGGAUACAAGAUUCGCCAUCGCAAAACAGGCCGACGGGGCGAACAGGAGGCCAUCGAACCCAACAACCUCUGGUACCUGUUCACCGGACUGGAGAAAGGCAGCCAGUACAGCUUCCAGGUGGCAGCCAUGACGGUCAAUGGCACGGGGCCCAGCAGCGAGUGGCACACGGCCGAGACGCCGGAGAACGACCUGGACGGUGAAUACGACUACAGUGCAGCACAUUUCCCUGUUUAG